This is a messenger RNA of Hyalella azteca, 2980 nucleotides long. RefSeq lists its product as uncharacterized. The transcript is spliced from 8 exons. The coding region runs from base 1 to 2919 and encodes 972 amino acids. The record is from RefSeq and is a predicted model, not a curated record. Gene Ontology annotation, biological process: cilium assembly. NCBI's taxonomy places the organism in Eukaryota, Metazoa, Arthropoda, Malacostraca, Amphipoda, Hyalellidae.
AUGCACACUAACAAGAUGGAUAUAUUAAAGUUUAUGUGUUCAGUAUGUUUAAUCGUAAAUGUCAUGCCUCAAGAUAUCGCUGAGCUUCCACGCGAUGUGUCUACAAAUCCGAUCAACGCUACGUCUGAUCUUCCAAAACUCAAUCAAACUAACGGUACAAAUUCAACCUUUCCUAGCGCAGAAAAUGUCAGUGAUAAUUCAGUAACAGUGAAUUUCUUGAAUGAAUCCGAUAUUUCUAUGAACUCAAGCAACAUAAGCUCAAAUUCGAAUGACAGCGCGAAAAUAACAACAUCAACAACAGCUUAUUUCAAUGCUUCCGUGACAACUCUACCAAGUAUCCAAGAUGAAAAUAUCUCUGAAACUUCAGACACCACAGAUACAAUGACGGUUUUGUCAACUUCAGAGUUGCCUACAGAGUCACCCGUCCCUGAUGAAUCUGAAAGCGACAAUGAAGAUGAAGAAAUUGUCAUGCGUCCAGCAAUGUUCCUGCAAAAUUAUUGUUCAUGUGAUAUGAAGGUUAACUCGUGCGACAUCGGUUGUUGCUGUGACCCAGACUGCUCAGCUGACGACAAACGAGCCUUCCUUGGCUGCGUUUCUGUGCCACGGUCUCUCUCUGGUGACGCUCGCUACUGCACUCAGCGAUGGGUGCUCGACCGCCACAACACCGAGUACAGCAUCGACACUUCUAAUCCUGACCUCUUCUGCAUCGUCACCGACAAUCUCGUUCAGAGAACAACUUUCCCGUCUGUUAAGGCGAUCAAAACAGAUGAAGCAUUCCAUGAAUUACUCGCUGAGAGGAGGAAAUUCAUUCAACGUGACCCAAUACAUCAACAGGCGAGGAAAGGGGGAGCACAAACAAUGCCACCUAACAAGCAAUAUACAGAAGGGGAUUUAGUGUGGGGAAUUACACAGGAAGGGCGCUUCUUCCCCCUCGGACUUCCGUCUGCGGUGUUCAGCGCAUCCUGCGAGGGCAAGGCGCCCUUUAAAUACCUGCAGGACGCGACCAAAGAGUGCCGCCGGCAGGUCCCUCUACAGGAGCUGCUGAAGACGCGGCCUCGCUAUCUCGACCCUCGUACCUACUGCAACUUUUUCGUAUUGUCGCAGCCAUUGCUCAUUUAUGAGGAGGAAAGUAACGAAGACAAUAGCACGACAAUCCCGCCAAGUUCAACUUCAACAGUUGUGUCCUCAACCACUGAUUCGUCUUUGUCCUCAUACACGGAAUCUGAUCCGUCCUCAACCACGAAGGAUUCUUCGUCCUCAACCACUGAGUCUUCUUCGUCCUCGCAGACACCGAAUAACAGCACAACCAACAGCGACGACGGUUAUGCUUCUGAUUAUAAACGAGAAGGCAACGACUCAACAACAACAACAACAACAAAUGGCAGUUCGAUGGCGAAUCAGUCCAACAUGCAUUCCCCGAGCUUGUCACAAAUCCUGAAAACGCCGCAAGAUAUAGUUUUGUUGGAAGAUGAUGCUCCAUUUUUUAAUGCAACGUUCAUGGUAAAAGUAAAAGCAAAUUUUUGUUAUUACAGAGAAUCUGAUAUUAUUUGUAAGAAUCCCGAUGAUCCAGAUCUAAAUAUAGGUCCGUGCGACGCAGUUUCCUCGGUGAGCUACAUUGUUUUCCAUAACGGCUCUGAAGGUAUUACUGCUGUCUCGGCGCAAGUCAGUCUUAGAAAUCUCUGUUCAUCAAUCAGGAAUACCACGAUGCAAGAACAAUUCUCACCUGACGAUGAAAGUGACGAUGUAAUUAAUAUGAUGCAAAAUUUUAAGGUAGAGUACCGUUGGUUCCAAGAUGAAAAUCAGCAGGUCGUCAAGCGCAGUGGCCGGCCAGGCUAUAUUAGAGGGAAGCCUCUUCUCUUCGGCCACGUGGUCCGCAACGUAACGGAUGCAGGAAUAAAAAUGGAGGCCAUAGCAAGAAACACCGAUCCGUUGGAGGGAUUAACCGUGCUGAGGGGAGGCGACGAUGGCGACUGCAGUGCUCGUACACCCGUUAUGUUCGGAGAGAACUUACAAACUCAGUGCCAAAUGCACGUCACAUUCAACGAUAUUCUCAACAACUGCAGUGAAGUGAGAAAAAGAGUGAGAAACAAGCUCCUAGGAAGCGUUCUCAACAACCCUGAUCUCGAGUUGAGGGUUGGGGCGUACGGAGACAGCGACGUUCUAGUGACCUCGCACUGGGUGCCGCUUAUGAGGUCCAGGGAUACGACAAGACCUUUUUACGAGCACGAUUCCGAGAUGUCAGCAGAGGGCAGGUGCUCGGACAUCCUCGUGUCGUACACGAUCGAGGUGGCCUAUGCCCUGCAGGGCUCCCUGGUGAAUCCCCAAGCUAAGGUGGUGGGGGUGCUGCUCACUGAAGGAUCCCUCAGGAUGAGCCCUCCAGCGUCCUGCUUGGGGCCGUUCUGCACGAGGAGAGCAGUUCCUACGCAAAGUUCUAUCUUUCCUGUGGAAAACAAAUCUCUUUUUGUUAAUAACGAUCAGAUAUAUGAAGGAAGUGGGUCAUCUUUGGGGGUAAAUUCAACUUACGAUCAAAUUGAUAAAGACGGGAGAGGUCGAGAGCCAAUUUUUUCCAAUACAAGUCUUAAUGAACCAACCGCCGAACGACAAACAAAAGAUACAGCACAAGUGGUUUCCCUGGAGGAACCUCCAAAGUUAAGAACUUCACCUCCCGUCGACGCUCAACCAAGCCACGAUAAAACUGUAGUCAUUGAAAUGUCGACAAAAGUUUUAUUUUUUGACGUUUCCGAACCAUCGAUGCCAGUUUUCCCAGACCCGCCACGAAUAAAUUUCAAGUUACCUGAAAAUUUCCUCUACCCGUUGGUGGUGCCUACAAACGGGGUGGCGUCGUUCAGUGCUCAAGUAUCUUUUUCGAGCUCAUUUCUUUGUCUGUUUCUGAUGUUGUUUAAUGUGGGAUUUGUGUAGCUAUUUUCGCAAAGAAUUAAUUUUCUAUUGUUCAGUUGCUCUAAUUUUUAUUGCUUAUUGC